GUCACGUGCCUGUCAAACCCCAUUCUCUCGCGCAGCCGCCGUCAACACAACUGAGGAAGUAGCUGGAAGCUAACCUGGCUAACGAAAACUGAGUGCUAAGGCCAAUGCGUUGUUUAUUACCAACCGUAUUGAGUUAACUAAUGGUACAUUUGUUGUUUUCGACAAAGCAACUGACUGCCUUUGCUCCGUUUUCAAUUGAGAGGGAAGAAUGUCUAGGGGCAGUAGCCGUGGCUUGCUAACUUCUGAGCUAGCAGGCUAACGAUCAGCUGUUGUUUUGGUCGAGGAGAUAGCUGGCUAACAAGCCAAACUACAUUACUUUACAGCAGUCAGCGACGCCUGGGUUUACUAGACCACAUUUCCUCGUUGCCUGUCGAAACACUGAACUGCUUCGUCGGUUAAUGGCGACACAUACAGGCGUACCACCCUAACAGAGUCAUCAGCGGUCCGUCACUCAGCUGUUGUCCGACAGGCGUCAACCCCGUGUGGGAUUGAUCCAUCAGAGCGGUCUGUUAUUGAAUCAGCACUAUUGCUUCAAGAUGCAUGACGCGUAUGAACCAGUGCCUAUUUUGGAAAAGCUCCCUCUUCAGAUUGACUGUCUUGCGGCCUGGGAGGACUGGCUGCUUGUUGGAACAAAACCAGGGCAUCUACUUCUCUACCGAAUAAAGAAAGACGCAGGUACCAACCGGUUUGAGGUGACACUGGAAAAAUCCAAUAAGAACUUCUCAAAGAAGAUUCAGCAGCUUUACGUUGUCUCACAGUACAAAAUUCUUGUCAGUCUUCUGGAGAACAACAUCCACGUCCAUGACCUCCUGACCUUCCAGCAGAUCACUGUGGUGUCCAAAGCCAAAGGAGCCACACUCUUUGCAUGUGACCUGCAGCAAAACAACUCAGGAGAGGAAAGGUUGAGAAUGUGUGUCGCAGUAAAAAAGAAACUUCAGCUGUAUUACUGGAAGGACAGGGAGUUCCACGAGCUGCAGGGCGACUUUGGUGCACCAGAUAUUCCAAAGUCCAUGGCUUGGUGUGAAAACUCCAUAUGUGUUGGUUUCAAACGAGACUAUUACCUUAUUCGGAUGGAUGGCCGUGGCUCAAUCAAGGAGCUCUUCCCCACUGGAAAACAGUUAGAGCCUCUGGUUGCCCCACUGGCUGAUGGGAAGGUGGCUGUUGGCCAAGAUGACCUGACUGUUGUCCUAAAUGAAGAGGGCGUUUGUACCCAGAAGUGUGCCCUGAACUGGACAGACAUCCCUAUAGCGAUGGAGCACCAGCCUCCAUAUAUCAUUGCUGUUCUCCCUCGUUAUGUGGAGAUCCGGACCUUUGAGCCGAGACUGCUGGUGCAGAGUGUGGAGCUGCAAAGACCUCGCUUCAUCACCUCAGCAGGGCAAAAUAUUGUGUAUGUUGCCAGCAACCAUUUUGUGUGGCGCCUGGUACCUGUGUCAAUAGCCAGCCAGAUCCGGCAGCUUCUUCAGGACAAGCAAUUUGAACUGGCUCUUCAGCUGGCGAAGAUGAAGGAUGAUUCAGAUGGUGAUAAGAAGCAGCAGAUACAUCACAUCCAGAAUCUCUACGCCUUCAAUCUGUUUUGUCAGAAGAGAUUUGAUGACUCCAUGCAGGUGUUUGCCAAACUCGGCACAGAUCCCACCCAUGUGAUUGGACUGUACCCGGACCUGCUCCCAUCAGACUACCGCAAACAGCUGCACUAUCCAAACCCUCUGCCCACACUGUCCGGGGCAGAGCUGGAGAAAGCACAUCUCGCCCUUAUCGAUUACCUCACCCAGAAACGCAGCCAUCUGGUGAAACAGCUGAAUGACUCUGACCCUUCCACAACAUCUCCACUCAUGGAGGGCACACCGACAAUUAAAAGCCGCAAAAAACUCCUUCAGAUCAUUGAUACCACCCUGCUGAAAUGUUACCUGCAUACCAACGUGGCCCUGGUGUCCCCCCUCCUUCGUCUGGAGAACAACCACUGCCACAUCGAGGAGAGCGAGUAUGUCCUCAAGAAGGCUCACAAGUACAGCGAGCUCAUUAUUCUCUAUGAGAAGAAGGGCCUGCACCAGAAAGCUCUGCAGGUGCUGCUGGACCAAUCCACCAAGGCCAACUCUCCGCUGAAGGGCCAUGAGCGAACAGUGGAGUACCUCCAAAGACUGGGAGUGGAGAAUCUGGGCAUAAUCUUUGAGUUUUCUCCCUGGGUGCUGAAGAACUGUCCUGAUGAUGGGCUGAAGAUUUUCACAGAGGACCUGACAGAGGUGGAGACGCUGCCCCGAGACAAGGUGCUGAACUUCCUGAAGGAUGGCUUUAAGGAGCUCGCCAUCCCAUAUUUGGAGCACAUCAUCUACGUGUGGGACGAGAAAGGGCCAGAGUUUCACAAUGUGCUGAUCCAGCUCUACCUGGAGAGGGUUCAAGGCCCCAUGAAAGAGUACCUCAAGUCACUGCCAGAAGGGAUUCCAGCUGUCCCUGCAGGACAGGAGGGUGGCCAACUGGGAGAGUUCAGGAACAAGCUGCUGACCUUCCUGGAUAUUUCUACCAGCUACGAACCAGCCAGACUCAUCAGUGACUUUCCCUUUGAUGGUCUGCUGGAGGAACGGGCUCUGCUUCUAGGUCGGAUGGGCAAACAUGAGCAGGCGCUCUUCAUCUAUGUGCACAUCCUGAAAGACACCCGCAUGGCUGAAGAAUACUGUCACGGGCACUACAACAGUUUAGUUGAAGGAAACAAAGAUGUUUAUCUGUCUCUGCUGAGAAUGUACCUGUCACCCCCUGACGUCCACUGCCUGGGGCCCAUCAAGAUGGAGGUGUCGGGGCCUCAGGCCAACCUCCAGGCAGCCCUGCAGGUCCUGGAACUGCACCACAGCAAGCUCAACACCACCAAGGCCAUCAAUCUGCUCCCAGCAAACACACAAAUCCGAGAGAUCCGGGUUUUCCUGGAGAGCGUCCUGGAGGAAAAAGCUCAGAGGAAACGCUGCAACCAAGUGCUGAAGAGUCUGCUGCAGGCCGAGUUCCUCAGGGUGCAGGAGGAGCGAAUCUUCCACCAGCAGGUUAAAUGUGUCAUUACAGAGGAAAAGACCUGCAGAGUUUGCAAGAAGAAAAUAGGAAACAGUGCAUUUGCCAGGUAUCCCAACGGUGUGGUGGUGCAUUAUUUCUGCUGCAAAGACCGCAAUGUUUGUCCCACUGAACAGUAACAGCUUCUCUUCAGUAAGACUGUUUGCUUAUAAACAAUCCCCCCUUCCUCCUUGUGAACUUCAGUGCUUGGACAUCCAUGAACUAGAAAUACAUCAGAAGGUUUGGAAGUGCUCGGAAUUGGACGCUUGUAUCCAAAGCACCUUGCAGAACUAUGAGUGCAGACAUUUCUUAACCUGAGUUAACCUCGGGCACUAUUGUUGUUGUCAUGCUCGACUCGCUCAGCCUGAACCGGAGCUCCCUCUGAAAGCAAAGGCUGCGACUUUUCUGUCUCUCUGUGCAUGAAGAAACAGGAGGAAUGUCUGGGGUCGCUCAGCAGGAGGGGAGAAAUAAAGAGAACGAGGGAGGUAGAGACUCCCUGACAUUUGAAAAGCAUGUGUCACUGUAACGCUAGAAGGGAUUUGUUGCCCUACACGUCGCCUCAGAACAAAAUGGGCGCUAUUGACAGACACCCAGAGGAAGAGGAGCUGUUACAACAGAAGUUAGUGCUCCUUCUCACCAGGAGAUAAUUACAAGCCUUGGUCGGUUGUCGUCUUUUUUUGGUUUUUGUGAGUUUUUUUUUUUAACUUGCCUCUUACUGUCUCUUCCCCCUCUUGUAACACUGUGUAGGCCUCAAACACUGCUUGAUAUGCCAUAUAGACUCUGCAGUACUGUUCAAUGCCUUCUGUGACUGAAGAUUGUACUUACUAUGAAGUCAGAUGUCUGUCAUGACUUUUUGUUAGCAUGUGCCCGUACUGACUAAGCAAAACAGCAUCUGUCUUACUGUGCGUUUGGCGUCUUUUGUAUUUUAUUUAAACAUCUGAGGCGACUUCUCCUACUAAUAUUAUCCACAGCUAUGUUCUUUUCUUCAUUUAUCACCUGACAACAUCCACUCUUUUGAUGCAUUUUUUGCAGCUGUCAUCUGUCUCUAUUUAUAUUAAUUUUUUGUAUUUAAUUUUUCUCUCCCAGUCAUAUUAAAAGUUUAUGAAGUAGAAAUAAUUUUUAAAGUGAGACUAUGUAACUUUGAACCCAAGCACCCAAGGUGGCCACCAGUGGAAUUACAAGAUAAUCACAGUGAAUUUCACUUAAUUUCACCAGAUUGGAUAAGGAUUUUGUCACAUGUCAGAGUAAAUAGAAAAUAUUAAGAUUGUGGACUGUUGUUUGGACAAAUUGAAGAUGUCGCUGUUAGCUUGGAGAAGUAAUGAAUGGCUUUUUUUCCAGUGUUUUUAAACAUUUUAUAGAUUAAAUGAUUAAUCAAUUAGUCCAGAAAAUAAACAGCAAAUUUAUCAGUAAUGAAAAUAAUCAUUAGUUGCAGCCUUACAUUACAGUGAUGAUGCUAAAAUAGUGUUACAAUAGCACAAGUAGAGAUGAGUUAUUAAGUCGUCUAUCUAACGUUAGUUAAUAUUAGCUAACAUUAGCCACCAUAAGCUACUGGUGUGUAGUGAAUAGAGAGAGAGUUUCCUUUAUUGGCCACAAAUCCAAUGUUUUAUUUGCAAGAGGAAGAUUUCCUUACAUAGUCUCACUUUAAGAUAAGUCACAAAAGUAACAGCACUUUAAAAAGUGGAUGGAUGUCUUGUUUAUUUAUUAUUAAAUCACAUAUCUGCGUGGUAAGGACUGGAAGUAAUGUGAAUGACUUGAGAGGUGUGAUUAAUCUGUGCAUCUUAAUGGCAAUAUUGUUAUCAAAUGUGUCUGUUUACCGUCCGGCCAGGGAGGUAAGUUCAAGAAGCAGGACUCCCCAGUUUAUUGCAAAUGAAAUGGAAGCAAUGAAUGUGAUGUUUUUAGAAUGAGUUGGGGUCCAGAGUGUGAUUAUUCAGUCACACUCUGGACAGUUGACUUGCAUGACUCAAACAUUUCCAUUUUAACCACUAGACCCUGAAUAGUUAGGAGAAUUCUUGCAACAUUUUUAAGUUAACUUUCCCACAAGUUGUAGCAUUUUUUGUCUCCUGCUCCUUUAAAUACCCCCCCACCUCCUCCUCCUCCUCCUCCUCCUCCUCGUCUGCUCUUAAAGGUUUGCACACAUUCUCUGCUAAGACUGUUUCAGAUUUUUUGUUAUUGAGUGGGAACAUUUGUACCACUGUGUGUAUACUGUAUAAAGACUGAGAGUGUUAAUGACAAAUUUCUCACUGAUGUUAUUUGAUUCAGAGGGGCUAACCCAGCAGGUACCAUCCGUGUGUCUGGCUUUAAUCAGUAAUAAACAAGCAUUUCCACUCA
This is a messenger RNA of Lates calcarifer (barramundi perch), 5355 nucleotides long. It is a transcript of the gene vps39, whose product is annotated as VPS39 subunit of HOPS complex. Gene Ontology annotation, cellular component: cytoplasm; membrane. Gene Ontology annotation, molecular function: protein binding. NCBI's taxonomy places the organism in Eukaryota, Metazoa, Chordata, Actinopteri, Centropomidae. The record is from RefSeq and is a predicted model, not a curated record. The transcript has 24 exons. The coding region runs from base 537 to 3167 and encodes 876 amino acids. Gene Ontology annotation, biological process: intracellular protein transport; endosomal vesicle fusion; autophagy.